GUGGCAUGAAAACAGCUGACUAUUUAUUAUUUACGCGUUUAAAGUGGUCUAAAAAGAAACGCUGUAGACACAUUAAUUUUCCAAUUGUUCUAGAAAAUAUUGAAAUAAUUUUAAUUUGUAUUCCAAUUAAUGAUGUUUGGAUUAAUUAUCUCAGGACGUUUGCCGCAAACUGACUUCACGCCGGUAGAUGAAAAUAAAGUCGUAAUAAAUGUGCCAGACAUAGAUCAUGUUAACUAUAUUGUUGUGUUUUUAACUGGAUUGACAGCGCUUCCUGAAGGAACAGCAGCUGCGGUUUACUUUAGCUGGCCUGAUGCAAAUUCAGCUCCUACAUGGCAAUACCUUGGUCACAUUUCAAACGCUAAACCAUCAGCGAUUUUCAAAAUAUCGCAGUUAAAGAAAAGCCAUGAACUGGAAGCAGCGGAGCAUGGUAUGAGUUUUGGUGCGCAAGAGAUUUCCCACACAGCGCAAAUAGGUAUAUCCGUGGAACCUGAACUUACAAUUUCUCAGUUGACUCCUGCGGUGCAAAAUGCUAAUGCAAAUCUGCAGUUCAGUCAAAAAAUGUUAGAAAAUUUUUUCAACUAUGCGUCCAGUUUUACGGUGACUCCACAGCAAAUUCCGGCAAUGAGUAGCGAAACGCUUGUGCCCCUAUCAACUUUGCAGAAUUGGUACACAAAUUUUCAGAGACGGAUGGCUCAAAAUCCAAAUUUCUGGAAGUAUUGACUUCCAAGUCCCCGCCAAUAAACAUUUC
Zeugodacus cucurbitae (melon fly) is the source of this 748-nucleotide messenger RNA. RefSeq names its product protein OPI10 homolog. Gene Ontology annotation, molecular function: nuclear import signal receptor activity; Hsp70 protein binding. The record is from RefSeq and is a predicted model, not a curated record. NCBI's taxonomy places the organism in Eukaryota, Metazoa, Arthropoda, Insecta, Diptera, Tephritidae. The coding region runs from base 130 to 720 and encodes 196 amino acids. The transcript has 3 exons. Gene Ontology annotation, cellular component: nucleus; cytosol. Gene Ontology annotation, biological process: protein import into nucleus.